UAGUCAAACCUUGCCAGAGGACCCAGCAGAAUCCACCAGCACGGCCAUUGCAGAUCCCAGAGCCCGGCUGCAGGCCUAUAUAGACAGUCAUUCUGUGGUCGUCUUCAGUAAGUCCACGUGCAAACAAUGUACUGAGGUAAAGAAGUUAUUUGAGUCUAUGUGUGUCCCUUAUUUUUUGCUUGAACUUGAUCAAACAGAAGACGGCCCAGGUCUAGAGGCAGCGCUCUCGGAGCUGACCGCGGAGACCGGCGUGCCCGUUGUGUUUGUGAAACAGAGGAAGCUGGGCGGCCAUGGUCCCACCGUGAAGGCAUAUAAGGAGGGGAGACUUGAAAAGCUAUUGAAAAUGAAUGGCUCUGAGGAUCUUCCUGAGUCCUAUGACUAUGACCUUAUCAUCAUUGGAGGUGGCUCAGGAGGACUGGCAGCUGCUAAGGAGGCAGCCAAAUAUGGCAAGAAGGUGAUGGUCCUGGAUUUUGUCACUCCAACCCCUCUUGGAACUAGAUGGGGUCUUGGAGGAACAUGUGUGAAUGUGGGUUGCAUACCUAAAAAACUGAUGCAUCAAGCAGCCUUGUUAGGGCAAGCCAUACAAGACUCUCGCAACUUUGGAUGGAAUGUCGAGGAGACAGUUAAACAUGACUGGGAAAAAAUGACAGAAGCAGUGCAGAAUCAUAUUGGUUCUCUGAACUGGGGCUACCGAGUAGCUCUGCGGGAGAAAAAGGUCGUCUAUGAAAAUGCUUAUGGGCACUUUGUUGGUCCUCAUAGGAUUAAGGCAACAAAUAAUAAAGGCAAAGAAAAAAUUUAUUCAGCAGAGAGAUUUCUCAUUGCCACUGGUGAAAGGCCACGUUACUUGGGCAUCCCUGGUGACAAAGAAUACUGCAUCAGCAGUGAUGAUCUUUUCUCUUUACCUUACUGCCCGGGUAAGACUCUGGUGGUCGGAGCAUCCUAUGUUGCUUUGGAAUGUGCUGGAUUUCUUGCUGGUAUUGGAUUAGAUGUCACUGUUAUGGUACGGUCCAUUCUCCUUAGAGGAUUUGACCAGGACAUGGCCAACAAAAUUGGUGAACACAUGGAAGAACAUGGUGUCAAGUUUAUAAAACAAUUUGUACCAAUUAAAAUUGAACAAAUUGAAGCGGGGACACCAGGCCGACUCAGGGUGGUAGCUCAGUCCACCAACAGUGAGGAAACCAUUGAAGGAGAGUAUAAUACGGUGUUGCUGGCAAUAGGAAGAGAUGCUUGCACAAGAAAAAUUGGCUUAGAGACUGUGGGUGUGAAGAUAAAUGAAAAGACUGGAAAAAUACCUGUCACGGAUGAAGAGCAGACCAAUGUGCCUUACAUCUAUGCCAUUGGGGAUAUAUUGGAAGAUAAGCUGGAGCUCACACCAGUAGCAAUCCAGGCAGGAAGAUUGCUGGCUCAGAGGCUUUAUGCCGGCUCCACUGUCAAGUGUGAUUAUGAAAAUGUUCCAACAACUGUAUUUACUCCUUUGGAAUAUGGUGCUUGUGGCCUUUCUGAAGAGAAAGCUGUGGAGAAAUUUGGGGAAGAAAAUAUUGAGGUUUACCAUAGUUACUUUUGGCCUUUGGAAUGGACAGUUCCAUCAAGAGAUAACAACAAAUGCUACGCAAAAAUAGUCUGUUAUAUUAAAGACAAUGAACGUGUUGUGGGCUUUCAUGUAUUGGGUCCAAAUGCUGGAGAAGUUACACAAGGCUUUGCAGCUGCGCUCAAGUGUGGACUGACCAAAAAGCAGCUGGACAGCACCAUUGGAAUCCACCCCGUCUGUGCAGAGCUCUCAGUGGUCUGGUUGCAAGAAAAAGACCGCUGUGUGCUGGACUCUGACCCCCUCACGUGGUUGUGUUGUGAUCCAGCAGCGGCGAGCACAGCAGCAUCUGGCAGGAUGACUGCCAUCUGGGCAGAAAGAUUCA
Galeopterus variegatus (Sunda flying lemur) is the source of this 1910-nucleotide messenger RNA. It is a transcript of the gene TXNRD1, whose product is annotated as thioredoxin reductase 1. Gene Ontology annotation, molecular function: thioredoxin-disulfide reductase (NADPH) activity; glutathione-disulfide reductase (NADPH) activity; flavin adenine dinucleotide binding. Gene Ontology annotation, cellular component: cytosol; mitochondrion. Gene Ontology annotation, biological process: cellular response to oxidative stress; glutathione metabolic process; cell redox homeostasis. The annotation marks the transcript as partial. Lineage: Eukaryota; Metazoa; Chordata; Mammalia; Dermoptera; Cynocephalidae. The transcript has 17 exons. The record is from RefSeq and is a predicted model, not a curated record.